Messenger RNA from Ochotona princeps (American pika), 2911 nucleotides. RefSeq names its product nuclear transcription factor Y subunit alpha (gene NFYA). Gene Ontology annotation, molecular function: RNA polymerase II cis-regulatory region sequence-specific DNA binding; DNA-binding transcription factor activity, RNA polymerase II-specific. The record is from RefSeq and is a predicted model, not a curated record. Gene Ontology annotation, biological process: regulation of transcription by RNA polymerase II. The coding region runs from base 99 to 1142 and encodes 347 amino acids. Gene Ontology annotation, cellular component: CCAAT-binding factor complex. Lineage: Eukaryota; Metazoa; Chordata; Mammalia; Lagomorpha; Ochotonidae. The transcript has 10 exons.
AGCGAACCGGAGGGAGCGAGGCACGGAGCGCACCUCCCAGUCACCUAGGAUCUCCAGAGUGAAGCUCCCUGUGGUCUGGAUCCGACCUUGGCAAAACUAUGGAGCAGUACACAACAAAUAGCAAUAGUUCAACCGAGCAGAUUGUUGUGCAGGCUGGACAGAUUCAGCAGCAGCAGCAGGGUGGUGUCACUGCUGUCCAGUUGCAGACUGAGGCCCAGGUGGCAUCGGCCUCAGGCCAGCAAGUCCAGACCCUCCAGGUAGUCCAGGGGCAGCCAUUAAUGGUACAGGUCAGCGGAGGCCAGUUAAUCACAUCAACUGGCCAGCCCAUCAUGGUCCAGGCCGUCCCUGGUGGACAAGGUCAAACCAUCAUGCAGGUGCCUGUGUCUGGAACACAGGGUUUGCAGCAGAUCCAGUUGGUUCCUCCUGGACAGAUCCAGAUCCAAGGCGGACAGGCUGUGCAGGUGCAGGGCCAGCAGGGACAGACUCAGCAGAUCAUCAUCCAGCAGCCCCAGACAGCUGUCACCGCUGGCCAGACUCAGACACAGCAACAGAUUGCCGUCCAGGGGCAGCAGGUGGCACAGACUGCUGAAGGACAGACCAUUGUCUAUCAGCCAGUUAAUGCAGAUGGCACCAUUCUCCAGCAAGUUACAGUCCCUGUUUCAGGCAUGAUCACCAUCCCAGCAGCCAGUUUGGCAGGAGCACAGAUUGUUCAGACAGGAGCCAAUACCAACACAACCAGCAGUGGGCAAGGGACUGUCACUGUUACCCUGCCAGUGGCCGGCAACGUGGUCAACUCAGGAGGGAUGGUCAUGAUGGUGCCUGGAGCUGGUUCUGUACCUGCCAUCCAAAGAAUCCCUCUCCCCGGUGCGGAAAUGCUUGAGGAAGAGCCUCUCUAUGUGAAUGCCAAACAGUACCACCGUAUUCUUAAGAGAAGGCAAGCCCGAGCUAAGCUAGAGGCAGAAGGAAAGAUUCCCAAGGAAAGGAGGAAAUACCUACAUGAGUCUCGGCACCGUCAUGCUAUGGCUCGGAAACGGGGUGAGGGUGGACGAUUUUUCUCUCCAAAGGAAAAGGAUAGUCCUCAUAUGCAAGAUCCAAACCAAGCUGAUGAAGAAGCAAUGACACAGAUCAUCCGAGUGUCCUAACCCCAGACCAUUGACAGAGCUGAUCAAGGUCGGGUUCCUUGCUGCUGUUCCAGGAAAUUGAUGAUGACAUUCUGCCCUUUUCUACAGGACAGAAACCACUUAGUUUUUAAUUAAGUGGCUCAGUAUUAUAAUUGCAGCAGUGGUGUCUGGCAAAUUGAAGUUGCAAGCCUUUUGUCCACCCUUCCAGUCAAGACCUAUCUCAGAUCAUCGAUAACAUUGACAUUUCAUGGAUUAAAAGGAUGCAAGGAGACACAUGCCAGCCCAGCAGUACACAAAGCACUUACAUUGACUGGUGAAGCCAGCCAGCCAUCUCCACAGGGAACAACCUUCUCAACCUAGACUGCACUCAGGGAGGGGCAGUGCACAGCUUUCCAUGGAAUCUGGACAGCAUCCAUAUCCCUGCUGGGGAAAUGCAGGCUGACUCACUGAAUAGACUCUUUGUAUUCAGAGAUGGCUUCCAGGCAAGGAAGUUCUUUCCAUCUUGUGAUAUGGAAACAAUAAAUUCCCUGACACACGCUCAUCUGAUCUGUGGUAAUAAUAAGAAUCUGUCUGUACAGAUGGCAGGUUGAUAUUUUUGGACUCCAGCCAAGAAAAGGCUUAAUCCUGAGAAUAAAGGAGUAGAAGACUCAAGCACUAACAAUACACAUUGUUGAAUCUCUUUGUAUCUUUGACAAGUUUUGGGAUGCUUGUCCCUCUGUUGACAGGUCAUCUGGACCAUAGUUCCUGCUGUGGCUGCUUUUAAGACAAAUUCAAGGAUAUCAUGCCUUGAAACUGCCUUUACUAAGUAAAGAACAAAACUCUUCAACACCAUCUGUGCUGAGGCACUGAGGACACUGGCAGUGAUUCCUAAAUGGGGAGCCAGGCCAGGGAUUGGGGAGUUUGAAGGUUCGUACGUGUUUGGAAGGAGAGAGGCGAGGGGUAGGAGCUAUCCCAUGUUUUGUUUCAGAGUGCGAAUUUCCAGGGGCUGGAUACCUGGAGUCAGUCCUUCAGAUGAAGAGACUAAAUCACAUUUACACUUAGGAAGAAGUCUGAGAUUGGGCCUUGGACAAUUUCUGGAAAGCAGUGUUCAGUCACAAGAACUGGCUACUUGAUCAUGAGGUAGAUGUUAGCUUCAUUCAUGUUGGCCUCGAGAGCAAACAUUCUCCCCCUUCCCACAGCAGUGAUUCUCUGGAGCCAGUUUUCAUUUCUUUUCCCACAGGGGUUGGGCACAAAGGUUUUCCCAUUGCAUGCAUGUUGUGGGAAUAACCUGUAGACCGGAAGCAGAACGCCUGCGGAUUCAGGAACUGGUCCGCAGCUCUAGAGUGGGUGGUGCUUCAGCAGUCCAUCUGUUUCUCCUAGAUGUUUGAAGUCGAAGAGAACCAUGCUAAGGUAUUUCAGAAGAGUGAAAAGAAACAAACAAACAUCACAAAGGAAGGUGAUGGUGAUGGCCAAACUAGAUGUACAGAACUAUGCAAAGGUGUCCAGGUGUGGAAAUGGCUUCCUCAAGCCAGGAAUCGAUCCUGUGUCUGGGCUUCCAGAAGCCAGAGAGGCUGACCCCUUUUGGUAAUGUCACAAGGACCUCCUGGCUCUUCACAUGAGUUUCAGAUACCUUCAUUCAGUCAGUCCCAUGAAACAGGAGUUUUCUAUCCCUUUGGUGUUUAUAAGUCUAAGGGGCAAAAUUCAGCAAGAAAUUUCUCAGACCUGAUUUCUAGUGCUUAAGCCAACAGCAGUUCUAAAAUGCUAUUUAUUUGUGUUUGUAAGUUUGUACAUAAUACAAACCUCAUAUUGUU